Molecule: messenger RNA, 270 nt
Organism: Protopolystoma xenopodis
Lineage: Eukaryota; Metazoa; Platyhelminthes; Monogenea; Polystomatidea; Polystomatidae
Source: the annotation of a GenBank genome assembly
AUGUACAACUACAGCCACCUGGUUGUGAAUUCAAUCUGUGGCCGCCUUUCGCUUUUCCAACAGGAAGAUGCCCAUUCUGGCGCUAAACCGGCUCGUAAAGCAUGUCUACUGCCCUCACGACAAUUAAUUGAAGAAAAUGCCAAUAAAUUUGUUGCUAAUUUGCACAUUAACUGGACGUCCUACUCCGAAACAGACGGUCAUUUCGACCAUGUCGCAUUGUCACCGCCUUCGAACGGCUCUUCAAUCGGGGAAUUCACACAGACGCGGUGA